Pteropus alecto (black flying fox) is the source of this 2964-nucleotide messenger RNA. It is a transcript of the gene MAP6D1, whose product is annotated as MAP6 domain containing 1. The transcript is spliced from 3 exons. Lineage: Eukaryota; Metazoa; Chordata; Mammalia; Chiroptera; Pteropodidae. The annotation marks the transcript as partial. The record is from RefSeq and is a predicted model, not a curated record.
GCGCCGGCGGUACCCAGAGAUGCGCCGCAGGGGCGCCGGCCGGGGGCGGGCAGCCGCAGAGGCAAAUCCCCCGCACCUGCUGGCCGGGAGAUCUACGUGCUCCCCAUCGGCGACGCGAACGCGGAUGCAGCAGCGACCACGUCGUACAGACAGGAAUUCCAGGCCUGGACAGGAGUGAAGCCAUCAAGAUCCACAAAGGCAAAACCUGCCACAGUCAUCACAACCCACAGCUCCGGAUGGGACGGUAGCCCUGGGGCCAGCUUCCAGGUCCCUGAGGUGAGGAAGAAGUUUGCUCCUAACCCCUCAGCCAUCUUUCAGGCCUCAGCUCCCCGGAUCCUCAACGUGUGACUGCCUACCGAGAGGAGAGUGACAUGGGGUGGGUCAGAACCACUGCCACCAGGGAGCUGGGGUGAGAUCUUGGCCCGGAUGGCCCCCUGCCGUCCGAGGGAAAGGGUCCUCACCGCGAGGCACCACUCCUCUCCAAGCUGCCACCGGGCCGCAGCCCUGGCACAGAGAGAGGCACAGGUGGACACGGCACCACCCAGCUCAACUCUGGACCUCAGCCGUCUCUUCUGUGAGAAGCGUUCGGAAGGCUCCAUUCUUUUUUAACGGCCUCUUUGGGCCAUCCGUCAGUUUUUAAACCUCAAGAACUUGAGGAUCAAUUCCAUGGUGAACUGAACUGGUCCAGUGGGCCUGAGAAAUAUGGACGUAACAGAGCCCCGAAAGAACCAGUAAUGUCCACUUUGUUGUUUUCCCAGGCUGCAUGAUAAUUUUAUAACCUAUGGUAACCCAAAGUAACUCCCUUGGAUAGUCUUGACAUGGCCCCACACGUUCAAGCUGCAGAAGAAAUCUUAGGUCAUCACCUGCAUGUGACUCAUAAUGAUGCUGAAGAACCAGGUGAAAGUUUCUAAAAGAAACAAUAUCACGGGGUUUCAAUUUCAAAGAAGUUAAGUUCUUUAUGGCCAAGAUGACCCUUAUGUUUUAACAAAACAUUUCUUGGAAUGAGUGCUUGAAGUACUGAAUGAAUGAAUGCUAUUUACCUUGUGGUAAGUUCCUGAGCCCUGCAUUUUAUUACUAAUUCCAGUUUUCCUCCUUAAAAUAUUAAUAACUAGAAAGGAAGUGCCAUCCACACUAAGAACUGGGAGCUUUUUUAAGAAGGCAGCAUUAGCCUCAAUCCCUGAAAGACCUUCAAAUGCCAUCUACCCCAACCCUUACCCUCACAUCCGCCCUGCUCUCACACGCAGUUCCAGGGAGCCCACGCCUGUUAGGGAGGCAGCCUAUGCUGUCUCUGCAAAGCUCUCUCCUGACUUGCUUGAUUUUCCAGGCAGUGCAGCCACGUGGAACAAGCCUGGUUCCCUCUGCACAGCAGCCCUUCAGACACUAGGAGUUUAGUGCUGGCCUCGGCAGCACAAAUACAAACACUUGACGGAGUCUGUGUCCUUUAGAGAUUAGAGGCACCAGCUUAGGACAGUUUUUGGUAAGGAAACUCAAGGAUUUCCCUUUGGAGCUUUAUUCCUCUCCGGCCCACGAGUGGCUCUAGUCUGGUGUGUACUUACUGAAGCUGCAGGAGAUGGGGCUGUUUCUAGCUCAGGCUGCAAAGGGGGUCGUCCCCUCAGAGGUGCUAGUUCUGGCGGGCACAGCUCUUCCCCUCAUUCCAGUAAAGAAAAUGCUCCGAGAGAACAAACAUUUUAAAGGAAAAACCCAAAUCAUAUGCUAACACAAAGGGUUCUAUUAUAUCAGACUUCACUGGUUUGCACGUUAGAUGUUUCUGAGAGAGAGACAGCCUGCUGGGCAUUCUGUGGGAAAUGAACAAUCUCGGAUUUUACUAAAAUGCAAAAAUAUACUGUUUUAAUUUCUUGUUAAUUUAUUUCUUUAAUUAUGAACACGAGCACCUUCUCUUACAACUUCCUUCAUCCUCCCUUUGGCAACAAGGACUUUAGUGCAUCAUAGCUGCUGCUCGUAUCCCUGGAGGACUGUCAGUCCUGAGAACCCCGCUCUGGGCUGCAGUCCACACUGGUGUUACAUGCAGUCUCUCACAAAACCCACCAGCCCCCGUUUCACAUCCCCCACCCUGCCUAUGUGCCCCCGCUCCCAUUCUCAGGAGCCUAGGGUAAAAGACUAGUUUUGGACUCAAAUCUUUUGACUUCUCCACUUACAAGCUGUGAGCAGGUUAAGCUUCCAUUCCCUUAUCUGCAAAGCAAAGCUAAUACCCCUUGCUAAGAGAAUCGGUGUUUGUGUGCAGGGCACUCAGUACACGGCCAAGCGCCCCUUCCCGCUUUCCCAGGAGCUGGCUGGCUCUCCUCUCAGGUGCAACUUUGGUCCAUCUGCUCCAUCUGAUGCCACUGACGCAGUCCCUCUCACGAAACCUGGCCCACCACACUAUACAGCAGGCAGUGCCCUUCCCUCCCCAGAGCCUGCAUUCAUGCUUUAGCCAUCUGUCUGCUGUACCUCAGUGGGGAUAAAGCAAGCCUGCCCCUCCUGGCAGUGUUGGCACUGCAGCAGCAGUGGGAGCACCCACUGCCUAAGGCAGCCUGGCCUCUGCAAGGCAUAAUGCAUGCCCAAGAACCUUUUUGGAAUGCACCAGAACAGACAGCUUUUCAAAAACACCCCAACCCCCACCUUCCUUACUAGACUUCAUUAAUUAUUAUGAGAUCUGGGUUCUGAAGGAGAAAUUUCCUCCACUCAGUCUAGGUCUUGGCCGGGCCUAACAUCACGCUACUGGGGUGGCCUUAGGAAACAACAGACAACAGACUCAACCGCAUGUACGGUUCUAACCCAUAUGUAUCACAUACAUAUAAUAUACAUAAAGAAAUGCACUGGAAUAUUAGUGGUGGUUAUCUUUAAGGAGGGGAAUUUUUAAAUUAAUUAUACUUUACUAUAUUUGUUAAAGUUUAUAACAAGAAUUUUUGUAUUCUGUAAUAAGAAAAGUUUUAAAAAAUAAAACAGUUCAAUCUGUUAAGCUAA